UUUAAUACAUACUGGCUGAACGCUGUGAUAGGAAAAGACAGCAGUAGUUGUCAAAGUUGACAUUUAUGGAAGAAUUUAACCUUUUUAAACAAACUGUGUUGCUGAAUGCAUCGGUUUUGGAAAAUGGAAAAAAGAAUGGAAAAUAUGAGUGAACAGUUUGUUCCAAAUGAGGAUUUCCUCCACCAAUUGAUUUCUAUGGGAAUCAACCAUGAGAUAGCAGUCCAGGCUCUUUUUUGUACUGGAAACACCUCUUUAGACGAAGCAAUCGAGUAUAUAUUUAGCUCCCAAGAAUCCCAAGCUGUAGAACCGAAAGCCUUCGCAAACGUCGAAGCAAAAAUUGACCAAUCUGAAUCUGGUGAUGAGGAGGAUGAAGAGGUAGAAUUUUACAAAAUGACUUUCGUCGUAAAUACGUCCCUGAAGAUGGGCGUUGGAAAAAUAGCGGCACAAGUAGGUCAUGCUUGUUUAGGGCUGUUUCGAGAAAUAAUGGGUGAUAAAAGGGAGGAAUUGGAGACGUGGGAAUGUUAUGGGGAGAAGAAAAUUGUUCUUAAGGGUGUGGACGAGACGCAUCUUCGCGAGCUGUAUGAGAAGGCCAAAGAGAAGAACAUUCCCUGUUACUUGGUAAGUGAUGCAGGACACACUCAAAUAGCCCCAGGAUCGGUGACAGUUUUAAGUCUGUUUGGACUGGAAGAAAACGUCAAUAUGGUUACCGGAAAGCUCAGCUUAAUGUGAUAUGUGUGUAUUUUUUUUAUUAACAUUUAUUGUCGGGCUGUCUGUUUUUCAAAAUUAAAUGAUUAUAAACAGUAGAUGAAUCUAAAAAGUAAGAUUGAGAUAUGACUUUUUUUUUGUAUGUUUUAUUGAUACUAUUUAUAUAAUUGCUAUUUUUUUUUAAUUAUAUAUUUAGCAACGAAAUAUGACGGCCUAAAAGCAUUUGUUUUAUAUUUUUUGUAUAAAAAUUGUUUAGUUUUCAUAAGACAGUCGUAAGUAUACAAUGUGUAUGUGCAAACAUUAGUGUAACAAAAACUAUAAUAAAACAUCAAUAUUAC
Molecule: messenger RNA, 1043 nt
Organism: Psylliodes chrysocephalus
Lineage: Eukaryota; Metazoa; Arthropoda; Insecta; Coleoptera; Chrysomelidae
Source: the annotation of a GenBank genome assembly